UCCGUGCAAACGUCCGCCCGUAUCUCUCAUAAUUACCAUACGAUCUUGAGCAGCUCUGAGGCAGUCUACGAAGUCUCAUAUUUCUAUAUACAGAGCUUCAACGCUAUAGGCAAUUCAACCACACAGAUACGACAGCAUCACCAUUAAAACGAGCCGCAACAGGCUGGCGUUCUCCAGAUAGAACUAACUGAGUGUGCAUCGUGGCGUGCUCUGCAGCAUCGACUAUAGACAAUCAAUCCGCUAGACAUGCCAAACGCAUGCCCUUUGACCCUCAAAGCAGGCGAGAGUGCUGUUGGCUGGGACCUAGGAAAUGGAGCCUCAAAGGUAUCAUUAGCGUACAUAAACUGCCAGAAUGAGGUGAUUUUGGUCCGAGUGCCUUUCGCCGGCAGCCCGGAUGGCCCGCACUAUUCAUAUACGCCACAUGACUUCGUUGCCUACGUGGCGUUAGAAGGUAGAGAGAUCAUAGUGGGAAAGCAGUCGUUAGACAGAGAUCUGAAUAUACCCCUUAAGACGAUGCUAAUCUAUAUCGCGGGGAUUACACGGAAGAGGAUACUAGAGGCCAUGCCGGGCGGUCGGCAGCUUUUAGGUGCCGUGGAAAGGGGGUCGAUCACGGUUGCUGCUAUGGAGAAAGCUGUCUCUCAACAUUUCUGUCUGUUACAAAGAUAUGUUUUGGAACAGGCUAGAGCUUCUAAGGUCAGCAUCAAGUCGAUCAUUGUGACGUACCCUAAUUAUUUGGCGUCGCCUAGCCAAUCAGGGGAUCUUGAUAGAUACUUGGAAAAGUACUUUGAGCUGCUGUGCCCUUUAUGGGAAAAAGGCAUUCAGUUCGAAACAGUGAGCGAAGGGCAAGCUGCCGCCACUUACAUAUGUGAGAGGUACGAAGAUCCGUUCAGCUCUUCUUGCCGGAAGAAGCGACAUGAGACGCUCUUUAAGGACCUCGAUCUGGACCUUGGCCUGAAUUUGCUUGUAGUGGAUGUGGGUGCUAGCACUCUGAACCUGCAAGCGAUGAAUGUCUACUUCACGGUAGAGGGAGAGAUCAUAGAUAGCACGUCAAACGUGCCGCAUGGCGCCAUCACUGGUGUGCAAGGCGGCAGUGAUAUGACGAACGACAGAAUCCGGCGCUGGAUUCAAGAUCAUUAUCUGCGACCGUUAAUUCGAGCAGGGCAGGUUAAAGAAGGGGAGCUUGCCGCUCUUCUGCAGGACUUCGAGGAGAAGAAAAGGCGGCUGAAUUACUUACAGUGCACAGAAAGCCUCAACCUUCGAGGCAACGAUCCGUAUAUGACUAUACCUAUACCCCCGGAGCAGAUCCAAAAGGCAUUCGCUGUUACCUUCGAAGAUGGUUUGAAGCUCCUCAAAAGGGAGUUGUCAAGAAUGGUACGACUUAAGAGAGACUUUUCUGUCUUAUUUGCUGGCGGAAGCUACUGCAAUCCGGGACUCUAUCGCACUGUAAAGGGAAUCAUGGAGGAAACCAAGCAGGAUGCGGUACCGGAGAACGUUCAAAUCAAUUACGCGUUUUUAAGGGAUGAGGUCUAUUGGUCGUCAGCAGUAUCUGCAGGCGCCGCAUUAGCCAUGAUGCGUUUACCUCAGGAAAGUGACCUUUUAAAGGAAGCAGCCAUUGGAAUCCACAUGCUCUGGAAAAAGAAGGGCUCUAAGAAGAUAUGGGAAGGCGAAGAUGAAGCACACGUCUUGUUCAGUCAAGGAUGUCAGCAGCAUUUCCAUGCUGACAUAGACAUCCCCGGGAAGGCAGACCAACGAAUCCAGUUCUACCUUGUCUGUCAUCCACAAUACACAUGUCCUCGAUCGACGUCCAUAUCAGACGACCCCAACGCAUCCCAGACUGACACGAUCCGUAUUGGUGCUCCCAAGACGGUGUUGGGUGGGCCUUUAACCACCUAUGACCUGGGAUGGUCGAUGAAGCCAACAGGACUCCGAAGUGGGCGCGUUCGCUUCAACAUGAAGGCAGUGGUCUCUCCAAGCCGCAGUCCCGUUUUCGUGCUUACGCGCUCUACUCUCGAUAGGUGCAAUCAAAUAGUGCCUUCACCUGUAGACAAGAGAUGGUUUAUUCGGUUAAAGAGCGACCCCCCUACCAAACUGUUGCAAGUGGGCGACGUUGACGAGAUGCCCCUAUUGUGCAGCCAUUGCGAGAACGAAAUCUCGUUUACUGUUCGCCUGUGUAAGACCUGCAAGGACUUCGCCUACUGUCACCAGUGCUUUUAUGCAGGAAUACCCAUCCCACCGGAACACGAAAACCACGACUGGUCGCUUGUGUCAUUGAACAGGUGAACAUGGAGAGUUGGGCUAUAACUAUGUUGGGACGCACUGCAACCAGCAGUGAGCGAGGUAGCACACACCUGCGAGUUGUAGAUCAAUGUACAGUAUUAACGUGGGUUAAGGACACUUCAAUUGGGCUGUCCGAUACUUUAUACAUAUGUGGUAUGAAGCAAAUAUCAGGAGAAUCUGAACAAUUCCUAAGUUCUAAUUGAUGCCAUCUGC
Molecule: messenger RNA, 2490 nt
Organism: Xylaria bambusicola
Lineage: Eukaryota; Fungi; Ascomycota; Sordariomycetes; Xylariales; Xylariaceae
Exons: 5
Coding region: 247-2280 (677 amino acids)
Source: RefSeq, a predicted model, not a curated record